AUGCUAUGCAGUUUUGCUUUCUCAUCUUGUCAGUCAUAUUGGUGGAGACUAAAGCUUGGCUCUGUCUUGGGAUGGCAAGAUCCCAAUGAUGGUAUUCAUCUUGUUGUUAGUCCUCGGUGCGGUCCCCUGUCUGGAACAGUGUCGGAAUUCAACGCCGGUUUAAAUCUUCCUCAAUUUAAGACCAUUGUAGCGUUUGGCGACUCAUUCACUGAUGGCGGGAGACACGACGGUGGCCCUCUUGAACCUGCCGUGAUGAUACCACCAGAUGCCUUUGCAGGUGGUCGUUCGACCAACGGCCCCAUUUGGGUCGAGGGCAUUGCCAGUGAUAUUGGUGCCCGGGUCAUGGAUUAUGCCUGGUCAAGUGCUGUUACAAAUAUCAGCUUGUGGCCUAGCAACCCAUAUCCCCGGGACUUCAUCAUGCAGACAACAAUAUUCUUAAACCAAUCCAAUAAUUUGGAUCCCGAGACCACUCUGUAUGCGAUAUUCUUUGGAAUUAACGACUGGGGGGACUCCUUUGUGGACGGAAACCACCUACCAGAGGCAGCGCAAGAUAUGUUAGGCCAGAUUGCUCUUCUUGCUUCUCCGCCUACAAAUGCCCGCAAUUUCCUCAUUACUGACGCAUACGGUCGCGGAAUUCAUAACGCACGGGGGGAGGCGUGGCUUCAGUCAGUUUUUGAUGGCCUCGUUGCAUUCCGCUCUCGGGAUCCUCCAUUGAAUUUGGCUUUUGCCAAUUUUGCGACUAUAUGGGACGGGGUACUUGGAUCUGAUCCGGGCUAUAAGGCUUUUGGGUACACAAACCCGGGUGCCUGUUACAUCGAUGGCAAUACCUGCGAUGACCCAGAACAUUACUUUAAUUGGUUCGACGGGCAUCCUUCCAAACAGACUCAUAGAAUCAUGGCGGACUACGUGGAGGAGGUCCUGAAGCAUUGUCGUGUAUAA
Suillus bovinus is the source of this 939-nucleotide messenger RNA. Its product is annotated as carbohydrate esterase family 16 protein. The coding region runs from base 1 to 939 and encodes 312 amino acids. NCBI's taxonomy places the organism in Eukaryota, Fungi, Basidiomycota, Agaricomycetes, Boletales, Suillaceae. Gene Ontology annotation, molecular function: hydrolase activity, acting on ester bonds. The transcript has 7 exons. The record is from RefSeq and is a predicted model, not a curated record.